Molecule: messenger RNA, 390 nt
Organism: Arabis nemorensis
Lineage: Eukaryota; Viridiplantae; Streptophyta; Magnoliopsida; Brassicales; Brassicaceae
Source: the annotation of a GenBank genome assembly
AUGGCCACGAGAAGAGGCAGUGCAUCAUGGUCGGCUCAAGCCAUUGUGGCUCUUAUGCCUGUGUCAGUGUUGUUGCUUCAAGCUGACUACGUUCAAGCUGCGACUUACACAGUCGGUGACUCUAGUGGCUGGACCUAUAACGCCGUUGGUUGGACUAGAGGCAAACAGUUUAAAGCCGGUGAUGUUCUCGUGUUUAACUAUAGUCCAAGGAGCCACAACGUGGUCGUGGUAGAUAAUGGAGGAUACACCAAUUGCGUAACCCCGGCACGUGCGAGAACAUACACUUCAGGCAAAGAUCGUAUAACUUUAUCUAAAGGAAAACAUUUCUUCAUCUGUAAUUUUCCAGGCCAUUGCGAAUCCGCUAUGAAAAUCGCAGUUACUGCCGUUUGA